AUGGCUAACAACGGGGGUGAACAAGCAUCAGCCAGUGCUACACUCGCAUCAAGCGAAGUAAUCAAGGUGUCAAUAAAAGUACCACCCUUCUGGAGCAGCAAUCCAUCGUUAUGGUUUCGUCAACUCGAAAUUCAGUUCGUGUUGAAUGGAAUUACGGCAGACAUGACCAAGUUUUAUUACACCGUGUCCCAAUUAGAACUGAAGUAUCUACAAGAAGUCGAGGACGUGGAGGAAAUUGGUGACAGGACACCGUCGCAAUUUUUGCGACAUUUAAAAACAUUAGCCGGAGACAACACAUUGUCGGAAAAUUUCCUGAGGACAAUGUGGAUGAAUCGACUCCCAGCAUCCACGAGGACAGUCUUAGCCACCCGAAUGUACGAACCCGUGGACAAGAUGGCAACUCUAGCGGACAAAAUAAAUGAAAUGACACCGAUCGGACAUUGCGCAGCAGUCACUCCGAAUCCGGAAAUAGCAGCGUUGUGCGAGCAAGACGUGGAAGAUGGAGACGAUGGAGUCGCAAUCGCAGCCGUAGCCGCAGCCCAAGCCCAUCUCAACCAGGAGUGUGCUGGUACCACCGGAGGUUCGGAGAAAAGUCGACGAGAUGUACAACGCCCUGCACAUAUGUACGUCCAGCAACAGGGAAACGAAGCCGAUCUAAUGAAAUAA
Messenger RNA from Nomia melanderi (Alkali bee), 666 nucleotides. Lineage: Eukaryota; Metazoa; Arthropoda; Insecta; Hymenoptera; Halictidae. The record is from RefSeq and is a predicted model, not a curated record.